This is a messenger RNA of Cucumis melo (muskmelon), 1627 nucleotides long. RefSeq lists its product as uncharacterized. The record is from RefSeq and is a predicted model, not a curated record. The transcript has 10 exons. The coding region runs from base 169 to 1521 and encodes 450 amino acids. Gene Ontology annotation, cellular component: cytoplasm. NCBI's taxonomy places the organism in Eukaryota, Viridiplantae, Streptophyta, Magnoliopsida, Cucurbitales, Cucurbitaceae.
AAAAUGGUAAUGAAAUAUCCAAAAGGCAAGGAAGAAGCCUUACACGCAUGCGCCAAUAGGGAAGAAGCAGCAUCUUCAAGUUCAAGCUAAGCUCAAUCCUCCUUCUUCUUCUUCUUCUUCGUUUUCAAUUCUGAUUCUUACCCUUUUCUUGUUUUCCUCAUUCUCCCAAUGGGUUCCAUUUCUCUGGACAUUUCUUCCACCUUUUUUACCAUCCCUUCUACUCGCUCUAACCGUAUUUCUUCCCGCUUUCCUUCUGCUUUUCUCCCAUCUCGCCCCUUCACCUUCACUCUCACUUCUUUUCAAUCAACACCUCUUCCCGCCCUCCAGUCCAAACGAACCUCCCCAAAAUUCUCUGUCUUCGCCUCCACGGCCACACCCACAUCAGAGAGCGAUGAAUCCGAUGUUUUGACCAAGAUUCCCCCCGAUGACCGGAUUCCGGCUACCAUUAUCACUGGAUUCUUGGGUUCUGGGAAGACAACAUUGCUUAACCAUAUAUUAACAGCAGACCAUGGGAAGCGAAUUGCGGUAAUUGAAAAUGAGUUUGGAGAAGUAGAUAUUGAUGGUUCUUUGGUUGCUGCAAAAACUACUGGAGCUGAGGACAUUGUUAUGUUGAAUAACGGAUGUCUUUGUUGCACUGUGAGGGGUGAUCUUGUACGGAUGAUAUCGGAGCUGGUUAAUAAGAAGAAAGGGAAAUUUGACCAUAUUGUGAUCGAGACUACAGGAUUGGCAAAUCCAUCACCAAUCAUUCAGACAUUUUAUGCUGAGGACUCGGUUUUUAAUGACGUGAAGUUGGAUGGUGUUGUCACAUUAGUUGAUGCCAAACAUGCAACAUUCCACUUGGACGAAGUUAAGCCGGAAGGAGUUGUAAAUGAGGCUGUAGAACAAAUUGCUUACGCUGAUCGAAUCAUAGUAAACAAGACUGAUCUUGUUGGCGAGCCACAAAUUGCUGAUCUGGUCCAACGGAUAAAGAAAAUAAACCGGAUGGCUCAACUGAAGAGGACAAAGUAUGGCAAGGUUGACUUGGAUUAUGUUCUUGGUAUAGGAGGCUUUGAUUUGGAGAGGAUAGAUAGCUCUGUUGAUACUGAAUCAAGGGAAGAUCAUGCUCAUAGUCACCAUGAGGAUCACGAGCAUAGCCAUGACCAUGACCAUGAUCGUGAUCAUCACCACCACGACCAUGAACAUGACCACAAGCACGACCACCAUUCACAUGAUCACACGCACGACCCUGGCGUAUCUUCAGUCAGCAUCGUCUGUGAAGGAAUCUUGGAUCUUGAGAAGGCAAACAUGUGGCUUGGUACGUUAUUGUUAGACCGUAGUGAUGACAUAUACCGGAUGAAGGGUCUCUUAUCAGUGCAGGGUAUGGAUGAGCGAUUCGUCUUUCAGGGUGUUCAUGAUAUAUUUCAAGGUUCUCCCGAUCGAUUAUGGGGUCCAGAUGAGCCGAGAAUCAACAAGAUUGUGUUUAUAGGAAAAAACUUGGAUGGAGAAGAGUUAGAGAAGGGCUUCAAAGCAUGUUUAUUGUGAUGACCUAUGUGGCUACAUAACAUGAUUUUGGAAAGAUAUUGCAGUUGAAACAUUAAUAGAGGUUUUUUUUUUUCUCUAAGAAAAUUUAAAUAUCAUUUUUUUGUUA